GAAUUUAUUUCUAUAUGCAUAGGUGCCAUACACGUGACCGUACAAAAUAGGAUAAGAUGGACGAUAUCCUCAAAGAAUUGGAGUGUGAGGAGUUAAUAGAAACAUUUAAAAAUAAUCAUAUAGAUUUCGAUACAUUUAAACUUCUGAAUACGGAAGAACUACGAGAAUUAGUGCCAUCAAUAGGGCUCCGCAAAAAGCUGCAAAUAAAAAUUCAUCAAUUAGCGAUUAAUGAUGCGGUAAUUUGUAUUGAAUCUGCACCCGCACCUGACAUAACCAGUAUUGAAAGUUUGCCAUCGACUGAAACUUUACUAUCAGAUGAUACAGCCGCUGUGGAUGAGUUUUUAGUAUACCAAAACCCUCAAAUUGAUUUAUUUGAAAGAGUGUCAAAACCAUUACUACCAGAGUUUGAUUUACGGACACUUCUACAAACCAGCCCUUUAGGAAGUAGCAUUCUGAAUUACUAUGCUGCACAUAAACAACUAGACAAUACUCAACGUAGUCGUCUGGUAGACAUAAUAACCAAGCAUCUAUAUACGCACAUUAUCAACUAUCGCUUGAAAGGAGAUGAUUACAUAUUACUGGCAGCGAAAAUAAUAUCCUUGUUUCCCACAGAGGCAACAGGGACAUAUUAUGUAUCACCAAUAAAAAAAAAUCAAUCUAGAACGGGUAAAUCAAUUGCUGCGAAGGGUAGAUUGGUUUCCAAAGUGUCCAAUCUCGUCAGUAUAUGCGGGGAAGCUUCCCCUGUGAGAAAACGAAAGGCCGGACAGAAUUGUAGUGAGGAGAAUGUUUUUAAGCGACCCACUCCCAUACAAGAAAAUUUAGAAAAUCACGAAGAUAUCGUGUGGCUAAAACACAACACUGAACCGUGGGAUGUGGUGGUAGAGAAAUGGUCCACAACGUUUGGCAUUCGACGAAACACUGAACGUGACGCACCAGGUACCGUUGCUGAUUUCAUAAAUAGGUGGCCCAUUUUGAAGGACCUCAGAUCAGAUGUUUUAAUUAAUCAAGAUUUUGAUGCGUUAUACCCCGGUUGUGGUCUGAAAUUUUAUAUGAAAUGGCAACAAUUUUUUACAACUGUUCUACACCUCCAUGAAAAUAAUGUCAGAGACAAUGACGCUUUAAAUUUGCUUAAAGAAUGGAAAGCAGAUCAAAGUGAAGAUGGAAAGUUAUUACUAGAGUUAAAUUUAUUGCCAUACCUGAUUCCUCCAAAGGGUAGAGUAGUAAUAGAAAAACGGAAGCACUGGAAAUUUUCAAUCCUAGAAGUAUUAGAGUCUAUAAUUAUCCAUGUCAUCGCACCCGGCGAUAUUGAAAAAUCAAUUUCUUCUCAAAAAGAAAAGGCAUUUCAACAUAAACAGACCGUGCAGCCCUAUAUUUUGGUACAAGGAUCAUCAUUGGUGAAUAUAAGUUGUAUUUAUGUAGUAAUAGAUACUCUGAAGUAUCAAUAUGACAGUGUUUCAAAGGGUUUUGACACAUUAUUCAAAUUAUUCCACACAUUUAAUGCACAAUACCCGGUACAGUCAGAAUACAUUUAUACAUUAAUUCAGAAGUGUAUAUAUAACAUUCAUACACCAUAUGACAAAACUACACCAACCACUGAAUUGGUUAUUAAUACAUUUUUGAAGGGCAUUGAAACGUAAAUCUAUUCGUUAUGAAGUGCGU
This is a messenger RNA of Photinus pyralis (common eastern firefly), 1659 nucleotides long. RefSeq lists its product as uncharacterized. The record is from RefSeq and is a predicted model, not a curated record. Lineage: Eukaryota; Metazoa; Arthropoda; Insecta; Coleoptera; Lampyridae. Gene Ontology annotation, molecular function: protein binding. The coding region runs from base 57 to 1637 and encodes 526 amino acids. The transcript has 8 exons.